This is a messenger RNA of Chondrus crispus (carragheen), 2523 nucleotides long. Its product is annotated as alpha-glucosidase. Bases 34 to 2523 code for a protein of 829 amino acids. The record is from RefSeq and is a predicted model, not a curated record. Gene Ontology annotation, molecular function: Glc3Man9GlcNAc2 oligosaccharide glucosidase activity. NCBI's taxonomy places the organism in Eukaryota, Rhodophyta, Florideophyceae, Gigartinales, Gigartinaceae. Gene Ontology annotation, biological process: oligosaccharide metabolic process; protein N-linked glycosylation. The transcript is spliced from 2 exons. Gene Ontology annotation, cellular component: endoplasmic reticulum membrane.
AUGUCAAUUCCCAACAUGCGCAGUCGAUCGGUGAUGUGCCAAGAUGUACGAAACUUGAUACUCUUGGUGUUUCUGGUUUGUCUCUUCCCCGUUUUCUGUCAGGCUACCCCGUCGCCGCGAUGGGGCACGUUUCGUCCGCAGGCAUUAAUUUCUGCCCGAGCUGCUGUUCCUCAUUCACCGCUUCUUGGUUUUAUGUACCAUCCGGCUUCGUCGCUGUCCAUACGACAUCUCGCCACUGACAACCACGACAAAAUAUCAUCUUUCUCGUGGUCGCGGCAUGACGGUCGAUACUUUGGAGACCAGCAUAUUGUCGACAAGGAUCUAAAUAUCAACAUCACUACUCACUUCCAACAUCAUCCGAAUCAGGAAGAUGCCUGGGCGAUCCGCGUUACGGCCGUGCCUAUCGACUCAAGCCGGCCAACUGAGCCCAUCUCACUCGUCUUUUACGCCACUGCAGGUCCUGAUGACAUUGAUAAGGAGAUUAACACGGUUAAUAUGGAGGACGCACCCCUGUGGGGAACGGUGGGCCUUGGUAGCGAUAUGCAUGUCUCACGAGAGGGAAUCGAAGGAGAUGUCGUCCUUGAAGGCAUUGCAGAGAGUGUUGGUGGAAGAUACAAGGUUUUAGUCAAGGAGCCGGAGUUCGGAUCUGUUUCUGAUGUAGCUAGCGAGGUUCCUACCUCAUUGACAGUCUCCAGAGCAAAUAGUGCAUCCGGGUCUCGGGCGUUUCUGCGCGCAAGGGGCGAUAUCCCAGAGAUGAAGCGUUUGCCCGUUGAUACUUUCCAUGUUGCCUCGCUACCAUCGGAUCCAAAACUUGCUUGGGCCGUUGAAAAGGUCCUUGAUCGUCUGCUACAGAAGUCUCGUGCAGCUGAUCACAAUGACCAAUCAUCUUCUCUCUAUGUAAUCAAGGAUGCGGUGCAAAGAGACGGUCAGGGUGUGCUCGUACAGAGGCUUGUCGAAGCACCGUUCCAAAUAGACGUGGCGUUUGCUCGCUCCGAUGGGAGAACAGCCGAAGAAGUCGACAGUAUUCUCACAAAAGAUUUGGGUCAUGAAGGCCUGCAGAAUCUACUUGAAGCAAGCCGGAAGCGUUUCGAUGCCAAAUUUGAUCGGGUGUUUGAGCUUGGUGCGAAAAACGUCUCGGUAGAUGAACAAGCUUUUGCGAAAGCAGCUCUGUCAAAUCUGCUUGGUGGAAUUGGGUUCUUCUACGGAAGUUCUGUAGCUCAAGAGCAGAGAAGGAACCCAACGGGACAGGAGGUCUUACAAUUCCUGGACGCAGUAGGCCUACUAACCGCCACCCCAUCUCGCGCGUUGUUUCCAAGAGGUUUCUUAUGGGAUGAGGGCUUCCACCAGCUUGUUGUGCAGCGUUGGGAUGAGAAUCUGAGCCGUGAAUGCAUGGAAUCAUGGAUGGGGGCCAUUCAGGCUACUGGAUGGAUUCCCAGAGAACAAAUUCUUGGACUAGAGGCAAGAAGCCGGUUUCCGGAACACGUGCAGCACCUCAUGAUUCAAAAUCCGAAGGUCGCCAAUCCUCCCACCAUUCUCAUGCCACUCCGUGUGCUCGCGUCCCUUUACCCUACCGGGGGUGAAUCACGUCAGCAAGGCUCGGAUGCCAGUUUCUCCACAUCGAACAAGCGCCAAGACCACAGAAAGCAGGAGAAUCGCUUCUCCGAUUUCUCAAGGGACAUGCUCAAGCAGGUGGUCCAAUACUACUCCUGGCUAAAAAGGACUCAAUCAGGACGGGAGCCGAACUCUUUCCGAUGGCGCGGUAGGUCUGCCGAAACCAAGGCUCCUGAAGGAUACCCACUGACGCUAGCCUCUGGGCUUGAUGACUAUCCACGGGCAGAAGUGCCAAGCGUGGACGAGAGACAUGUCGACCUACACUGCUGGAUGACUUGGGCUUCGGGGGCCCUCGCAAAGUUGUCGGAACGAGCUGGAAAUAACGCGACGAGAUUUUGGGAAGAGCAUAAUCAUUUGCGCAAAUCCUUGAUAGAUUUGCAUGGCUCUCAACCAAACGACAAUCAGAGUCGCGAAGAUCUGUUGCUAUGCGACUAUGACGGAUCCGAAAAGGUUUGCCACGAAGGUUACGUAACCAUUUUGCCAUUGGCGCUGGGCUUACUAGAACCCACAGAUCUGCGGCUUGGUGCGAUUUUGGACGCUCUAGAGGACCCAGGACUUCUCAGGGCACGAGCAGGCGUACGCUCACUUUCAAGGAAAGACGAAUGGCAUCGUAAAGGAGAUGACUACUGGACAGGCUCAGUGUGGAUGCCCUUCAAUUUCCUCACACUUGCGGCAUUGAGGACGAAGUACUCUAUAGAAGACGGCCCAUACAAAGAACGAGCGGCGAAGAUACUAGAGGAUCUGCAGCAGUCGGUUCUUCAAAAUGCAUUCAAAGUUUAUUCGGAGACAGGUCAGUUGUGGGAGAACUAUUCACCUGAUGAUGAUGGAUCCGGAAAAUCGGGUCGCCAGUUCACCGGCUGGUCCUCCCUAAUAUUGCUCAUGUAUGCAGAUAUGUACGAUGGCGUAACAUAA